AUCGGCUGCUGUCAUUCUGCAGCAGAAUCAAAACAACAAACACUUCCCUGGGCCCGGUGCUCGCAGUUUAUUUGCCUGUUGUAACAGAAAUCUGUGAUAAAUGGCUCAUUCUUUUGCAAACGACCCGUCGGAACCAACGAUUCCUCUCGGCGCAAACAAAGGAGGACCCCAUGGACUCGGAGAUCCCGAGGACCGCCGACUCCGGAAGGUGGAACUGGAGGUGCUGAUACCGAAGAUAAUGCGGGAGCGUGCCAAAACCGAAAAGUGCAUCCCGGAGGUAAAGGCGUUCGAAGAUUGCUGCAAAGGUUCGGGGCUGUUUAUGGUUGCGAAAUGCCAGGAGCAGAACGAUGCACUUAAAGCCUGCAGCAUGGAGUGGUACCGGAACGAGCAGUUCAAGCAAGAGUGUACCGAAAUUUAUUUGGCCGAACGGAGUGAGUUCCGACGAACGGGAUUGCCCAAAAAGUUCCGAAAGAAUGAUGCGACCGGCAAGUAAGGAUUUUCGAUUAUUUUUUAUUGCUAAUUAUCAUUUGAUUCAGAGAAACAAACAAAAAUCAGGUGAUGAGUUCUAGCUGCUUGGUUCUUAAUCCUUGUUGUAAAAUGUGCUGUUUAAAGUUAGGAAUAAAAUGUAAAAAAAUGUA
Messenger RNA from Anopheles arabiensis, 638 nucleotides. RefSeq names its product COX assembly mitochondrial protein homolog. Bases 101 to 493 code for a protein of 130 amino acids. The record is from RefSeq and is a predicted model, not a curated record. Lineage: Eukaryota; Metazoa; Arthropoda; Insecta; Diptera; Culicidae. The transcript is spliced from 2 exons. Gene Ontology annotation, cellular component: mitochondrion.